GCAUGCUCGGUGGGGAAUACCCUUAUUACAAAAACCAAGACGACUCAAAUACAAACACAGCUUGACGCUGUCUGCACUGAAAAGAAAGUUGAAACGGACUCCACUCUGUAACAUGAAUAUACCCACGAUGGACCCUGUAAAGCACUAUGGGACAGUUCAUCAGGAUUUCACAGAUUUGUCCGCCAGAUUGGAAACAUAUGCAAAUUGGCCAAGAAGGGUGGUACAGACCCCAUUAGCGUUAGCAGAAGCUGGUUUUUUUUCCUGCAAACAGGAUGACAAGGUUCAGUGUGCGUACUGUGGUGGAUAUCUUCGAUGUUGGGAACCUACUGAUGAUCCUUUUGUUGAACACCUGAAACACUUUCCCAACUGUCAUUUUAUUCAAACAACAAUGGCCUUCAAAAAGAUGAAUUUACCACAGUCCGGUUUAUUACGGCGGACCCAGCGUGAAAUGGAACUGGGGUCACAGCGAAGGUGUGAAGUUGACAGAUGGGAAAGGGUGGCUGGCAGAUGCGAAUCGUCUCUUGAAGUUGUUGAUGAUUCUCCACCAAAUAGAGACAACGCUGCUGCUGAAACAGACGCAAACACCGGAAGGGAAAUCAACCUGAAAAGGGAAUUCAAGCGGAUUAGAGAAUGCCAUUACUGCAAAGUAUGUCGACAAAAUGAAGUCGCGGUUGUAUUUCUACCUUGUGGACAUAUGGCAUGUUGCAUUCCGUGCACAGGUUCUGUAUACUGUUGCCCGAUAUGUAACAAAAAAAUUGUUCAAACCAUCCGCGUUUCUAUUGCCUAGUUAUUACUCCUCCAUUUGUGUAGACUGAUAAAUGGGUUGUUUCUUUGAACAUGUUUUAUUUAUGUACAGUGAUACAUGUCUAAGUUCAGCCAACGAACGUUUUGCUAACGUUCGCGAACUAUUUGAUUGGUUCCCGACGUGGCCAUAAUUUACUGUUAAGCGCAUAAACCAGUUUAGCGGACAUAUUUCUCUUCGGUCUGUCUGAAGACGGCCCAUGCCUAAAUUCAGCCAGCAAACGUUUCGCUAACGUUCGCAAACUAUUUGAUUGGUUUCCAACGUGGCCAUUUGGUUUGCCGUGAAGUGCAUAAACCAGUCUGUCGGGCGUUUUUCUGAUCGAUCUGUCUGAACGCGGACCAGUCCCAAGUUCAGCCAGCAAAUGUUCGCGAACUAUUUGAUUGGUUCCCGACGUGGCCAUUUGGUUUACUGUGAAGCGCAUAAACCAGUUUGGCGGCCUUUUUUCUGUUCGGCCUGUCUGUGAAAAGUAAAAAUGGACACAUGGCGUCCAGUUGGUACGCUAGCAGGAAAAUCACCUCUAACAAUUCUGUGUAAUAAAGGACGAAUUGGGGGUGAUCAUACUUGGUUAUCCAAUCGUAACGCUGGUGCACUGAACAUUAAAUUACAGAUUAGAGACACCCAUUUAUUAGUAUACUUAAUUGGAGGAAUACAAUUUUCACCAAUGUCUUACUUUUUCUAUCUAUCCAUUUCUAGGUCUGUUUCAGCUGGCUUUAUAUUUGUUUGACUGUUUCUGAAAAUGGUUCAUGUUGAGAUCUUCACAUACUAAGUCGAGAUCUCGAGAUAAAAGGUCGGGAACUCAUUUGUACGUGAACCGUGGUCCGUAUCCGUCUCCACGUCCGUAUCCGCAUACGUGAAGAAUGGAAUGAGAAACAUCCAUCGAGUCCGUAUUCGCGAGCAAUAUCUCUGAGCGAUUUUCCACGGAUACGAUGGACGUGGAAACUAUUAUUGUGUCGUGCGGAUAGCGACAUGUUGCCUUGUAGCCUUGUGGAGAACUGGAGGCUACAACACACAGUGUUCACUGAUACAUGUAUGUUCACU
Messenger RNA from Gigantopelta aegis, 1840 nucleotides. RefSeq names its product putative inhibitor of apoptosis. The transcript has 6 exons. The record is from RefSeq and is a predicted model, not a curated record. NCBI's taxonomy places the organism in Eukaryota, Metazoa, Mollusca, Gastropoda, Neomphalida, Peltospiridae. Bases 113 to 787 code for a protein of 224 amino acids.